Molecule: messenger RNA, 6710 nt
Organism: Culicoides brevitarsis
Lineage: Eukaryota; Metazoa; Arthropoda; Insecta; Diptera; Ceratopogonidae
Gene: obe
Product: activating signal cointegrator 1 complex subunit 3
Exons: 6
Coding region: 187-6702 (2171 amino acids)
Molecular function (GO): ATP hydrolysis activity; ATP binding; nucleic acid binding
Source: RefSeq, a predicted model, not a curated record
AAAUUUAUACAAAAAGUCAACCAAAUACCACUUUAGCUAUUGAGUUUUUUGGAGAAAAUAAUUUUUAGUGGGAACAAAACUCCAAAAUCAGUAAAAAAAAGUUGUCAAAGGUUGCCACGAUACAAUUUCUUCCCAAAAAUUAAGGAAAAUUUGUGGAAAAAGUGAUUAAAAUCCACUGCAUUCACGAUGUCGGAGCGACCGAGACUCACCCGGACGAUGCGAAGCUUCACCGACUUGGAUGCUGAGCGAGAUUUGGCCUUCCGGACCGAAGAAAAACGAAAAUUACAAAUGGCAAGAGCGAAUCAAAGCAAAAAGGGAAUGUCAUGGAAAAAUUUGAAGUUACUGAUGAAAAAUGAAACAAUUCCCGAAAAAUUUGCGAGUCUGGAGCCCAGAAUGCAGGAAUUAUGGAACUUAUCUAAGGAAAUUGUGGGUUCCGAAGAGUCAACGGAAGUAAUUGAUGAUGCCGCUGUGUUCCUUCUUCGCUUAUUUCUGGACCAAAAGCUCGUUUUAUUGAAACACUUGAGUGAGAUGAAGAAAAUAUUCGGUCCCUUCAGCAAUCAACUAGCGAAUAAAAUUUGCAAAGUAGUUUAUGAAGCGAGUGAUGAUGUAAAUGAAAAAGUUCGUGCCAAAUUAUUCGAAGAAGAGACCGCUCAAAGUGGAGUUCCUGGAAAAAGUUUCAAAAUUCCGUUUGAAAUCACGUUACCGCGUCCUGUGGACCAAGACGCCUCAUUUUUGCAAGAUUUAACGCCAGUUCCCAUCGGAGCGCAGUCACUUGUCGCACAGGAAUUCACGAUGAAAUUCGAUAGCAAAGCUGCGAAACCGAAAAAACAGGUGCAACCAACAAAACCUGCCACAAUUGAGAAACUUUCACCCGCUUGGCUGGCAAAACACAUCAAUCCAGAUCUGCUUUCAGCUCUUAUUAGUUUAAUCAAGUCACCAAAAUCGAAUGAAGAGUUGCAAGGAGAACUUUUCGACAUGAUGGGCUUCGACAAAUUCGAGGAAAUUCAAGAUAUUCUAAACAAUCGUCGAAAAAUCGUACAAAAUCUGGAUGCGCACGACAAAAAUCAACUUGUAAUGGCAAAGGAACGUUCCAAGGUGGGCAUUCAACCACAUGCGCCUUCAUAUCUCAUUCCGGCAGUUGUUCAUACGGACAAAGAAAAGAAAGUUUUGAAGCAAAUCCGAAAGGAGGAGAAAAAAGUGAAAAAAUUGGAGAAUGGCGGUGACGAUGAUCGCUCAAAUGAACUAAAUCCCGCACAAUUACGACUUAAUUUGCAAAAAUCCUACUUGAACACUCUCGUUAAUAAGCCCAUUUUGCAACCAAAAACCAAAUCGACGUCUUCCAGUGGCACGCGAUACCCGCAUGUCUACGACUCGUACGCGAAUGCAAAAGCUCACAUUGGUUUCCUGGCCGGCGGAAAAGUUACAUUACCCGAAAAUGCCGAAAGACAUGACACCCGGAUGUAUGAAGAGGUCCGCAUCCCCGCCAAUGACCCGCCACCACUGAAUGUCGGCGAUAUUCGCGUCAAAAUAUCCCAACUUGAUGAAAUCGGGCAGAUUGCGUUCAAAGGAACGAAGGAAUUGAACAGAAUUCAAACUGUGGUGUAUCCAACAGCGUAUCAUUCUAACGAAAAUUUACUUAUUUGCGCUCCAACGGGUGCCGGUAAGACAAAUGUGGCAAUGCUGACGAUUGUACGAACGAUACGAGCUCAUGCGGAUCAAGGAGUAAUUCAUCGGGACGCCUUCAAAAUCGUAUAUGUUGCUCCAAUGAAGGCCCUGGCGGCUGAAAUGACGGCAAAUUUUGGCAAGAAACUCGCUCCCUUGGGAAUUAAUGUGCGCGAAUUGACGGGCGAUAUGCAAUUAACGAAAGCAGAAAUGGCUGCAACGCAAAUUUUGGUGACAACACCGGAAAAAUGGGAUGUUGUGACGAGAAAAGGCUCGGGUGACGUGGCAUUAGUGAGUUUAGUGAAACUUUUGAUUAUUGACGAAGUUCACUUGUUGCAUGGCGAACGAGGACCCGUUGUGGAAGCACUUGUCGCUCGAACGCUACGUCUCGUCGAAAGUUCCCAAAGUAUGAUUCGAAUUGUCGGAUUGUCAGCUACGCUGCCGAAUUAUCUCGAUGUUGCGAGAUUUUUGGGUGUUAAUCCCAUGAUCGGUCUCUUCUACUUUGACUCGCGUUUCCGUCCAAUUCCGCUGAGCACGCAAUUUAUCGGCGUCAAAACGAUCAAACCGCUGCAACAGAUGCAGGACAUGGACACCAUUUGCUUCGACAAAUGCGUGGAAAUGCUGCGCCAGGGACACCAAGUGAUGGUUUUCGUGCAUGCGAGAAAUGCCACGACCCGAACUGCCACAAUUAUCCGCGAAAUGGCACAACAAAAGGGUUACACGGGACUUUUUACGUGCGAAAGCAGUCCGGAAUACGGAAAUGCCUUGAAAGCAAUUUCCAAAAGCAGAAAUCGUCAGUUGCAGGAUUUGUUUCAGUCGGGAUUGGCGAUGCAUCAUGCGGGAAUGCUGCGUGCUGAUCGAAAUCUCGUGGAGAAAUAUUUCCAAGAUGGUUUGAUUAAAGUUCUUGUUUGUACGGCGACACUUGCGUGGGGCGUGAAUUUGCCAGCUCAUGCAGUAAUUAUUAGGGGAACGGAGAUUUAUGAUGCGAAACAUGGUUCGUUUGUGGAUUUGGGAAUUUUGGAUGUCUUGCAGAUUUUUGGACGUGCUGGAAGACCGCAAUACGAUACGAGUGGCGUUGGAAUUAUUUUGACGACUUACGAUAAAUUGAAUCACUAUUUGUCGCUGUUGACGAAUCAGUUCCCGAUUGAGUCGAAUUUCGUGAAUUAUUUGAGUGAUAAUUUGAAUGCAGAAAUAGCACUUGGGACGAUCAGUAAUGUGGAGGAAGCGAUCACGUGGUUGAGUUACACUUAUUUGUACGUCAGAAUGAGAAUUAAUCCGCAAGUUUAUGGCCUCAACUACAACGACGUUUACGAAGAUCCAUCAUUAGAAAAACGUCGCCGCGAGCUCAUUCACAACUCAGCAAUGGCUCUCGACAAGGCAAAGAUGAUUCGUUACAACAUCCGCACCGGAGAUUUAAAUAUCACCGAUUUAGGUCGCACCGCUUCCCAUUUCUACAUCAAAUACGACACCGUUGAAAUUUUCAACGAAAUGUUGCAUGCAACGAUGAACGAAGGCGAAAUCCUCAACAUGAUGGCAAACGCCAGCGAAUUCCACCAACUCAAAGUACGUGACGACGAACUCGAUGAACUCGACGAUCUUUCGCACGAAUAUUGUCACAUCCAGAUCAAAGGUGGCAGCGAAAAUAUUCACGGCAAAGUCAACAUUCUCAUGCAGGCAUUUCUAUCACGUGGCUUCGUCAAAUCCUUUUCACUGGCCUCCGAUUUGCUGUAUAUCACACAAAAUGCCGCUCGGAUCGUCAGAGCUCUCUUCACGAUAGUUUUGCGACAAAAUAACGCAAUUUUAACGAAUCGCCUCCUGAUGAUCAGCAAAAUGUUCGAGCACCAAAUGUGGGAUUUCAUGACGCCAUUGAGACAAUUUCCAAUAAUUUCGUACGAAAUGAUUGAUAAGAUCGAAAGUAGGAGACUGAGUGUCGCAACAAUUCGCGAGAUGACCGUUAACGAGAUCGGUGACAUGUUGAGGAACCAGAAAUUUGGGGCGAUUGUGUCACGAUGUGCCUUUGAGCUGCCUUUGUUGGAAAUUGAGGCGACAAUUCAUCCAAUUACGCGUACAGUGCUGAAGAUUCGCGUUCAAAUUACUCCGGAUUUCAAGUGGAACGAUCGAAUGCACGGCAAAAACGUUCAAUCUUUCUGGAUUUGGAUCGAAGAUCCGGAAAGCAACUUCAUUUAUCACUCGGAAUAUUUCCAGGUGACGAAGAAACAAGUGGUUCGAAGGGAAACGCAAGAGCUUGUCAUGACAAUUCCCUUAAAAGAUCCACUUCCGCCGCAGUAUUACAUCCGUGCAAAUAGCGAUCAAUGGCUUGGCAGUAGUAACGUGUGUGCUUUAUCCUUCAAACAUCUCAUUUUACCGGAAUUACAUCCGCCCCACACCGAAUUGCUGCCUUUGCAUCCACUGCCGAAAACAGUUUUGAACGAUCACAUGUUCGAAUCUCUCUACACCUUUGAGUAUUUCAAUCCGAUCCAGACCCAAAUCUUCCAUUGUUUGUAUCACACGGACAAUAAUGUGUUACUAGGAGCUCCCACGGGCAGUGGAAAGACCAUCGCUGCGGAAGUUGCCAUGUUCCGCGUCUUCAAAAAUUACCCCAAGGCUAAAGUUGUGUACAUCGCACCACUCAAGGCUCUCGUUAAAGAACGAAUUGACGACUGGAAAGUCCGUUUGGAACAAAGACUUGGCAAACGUGUCGUAGAAUUGACGGGCGAUGUCACUCCAGAUGCUCGUGCGAUCCGCGAAUCAGCUGUUAUUGUCACAACUCCCGAAAAAUGGGACGGAAUCAGUCGUUCCUGGCAAACACGUGACUACGUAAAAGAUGUCGCAUUAAUCGUAAUUGACGAAAUCCAUCUUCUCGGGGAAGAUCGAGGUCCGGUACUCGAAGUUAUUGUUUCUCGUACGAAUUUUAUUGCGUCUCACACGACACGAACACUAAGAAUUGUCGGAUUAUCCACGGCCCUGGCGAAUGCGAGAGAUUUAGCGGAUUGGUUGGGCAUCAAAGACAUGGGAUUGUACAAUUUCAAGCCUUCUGUGCGUCCGGUGCCGUUAGCUGUGCAUAUCAGUGGUUAUCCGGGCAAGCAUUAUUGUCCGCGGAUGGCUACGAUGAAUCGUCCUGCGUAUCAAGCCAUUCGACAAUAUUCGCCAUGCACGCCCGCACUCAUUUUCGUGUCUUCCAGACGACAAACCCGAUUAACGGCCUUGGAUUUGAUCGCAUUCCUCGCUGGCGAGGACAAUCCGAAGCAAUUUGCGCAUUUGCCGGACAAUGAAAUGGAACAAAUUUUAGUGGGGAUUAAGGAUAGCAAUUUAAAACUUACUUUGGCGUUCGGAAUCGGUCUGCAUCAUGCGGGUUUGCAAGAAAGAGAUCGAAAAACGGUGGAAGAGCUCUUUUUAAAUCGAAAAAUUCAAGUUUUAAUUGCUACGGCUACACUUGCAUGGGGUGUCAAUUUACCCGCGCACUUGGUGGUUAUCAAAGGAACGGAAUAUUACGACGGGAAACUUAAGCGGUAUGUUGACAUGCCAAUUACGGAUGUUCUCCAGAUGAUGGGUCGUGCGGGACGUCCUCAAUUCGGCAACGAAGGAGUUGCAUGUGUCUUGGUGCAUGAUGUCAAAAAGAAUUUUUACAAAAAAUUCCUUUACGAUCCGUUCCCGGUCGAAAGUAGUUUAUUGGCGGUCCUGCCAGAUCACGUGAAUGCCGAAAUUGUUGCCGGAACAGUUCAAACGAAGCAAGCUGUACUGGAUUAUUUCACAUGGACUUACUUCUUCCGACGACUUUUGCGAAAUCCCACAUAUUACAACCUCGAAAGUGUCGAACCGGAGCAAGUGAACAAUUUCCUGAUGAAUUUGGUCGAAGACACAAUUGAUACGCUGCAUCAAGCUGGCUGUGUGGAAAUUGACGAAGACAAUAGAACGCUCUAUCCAACGUCAAUGGGUCGCAUUUCCUCGUAUUAUUACUUGUCGUAUCAAACAAUGCGACAUUUUGCGGAUAAUUUGAGGGAUAAUAUGUCGUUGGAGGAGGUCAUGAAGUGCAUGUGUGAUGCUUACGAAUUUUACACGCAUCCCGUGAGACAUAACGAAGACAAGUACAAUGAGGAACUUGGCAGCAAUUGUCGCUAUAAGCCAGAUGCCUUGACUUAUGACUCGCCAUAUACGAAGGUCUUCCUCUUGCUGCAAGCUCACAUGUCACAUUUGCCGUUGCCGAAUGCAGAUUUCCUCACAGACACAAAAUCCGUGUUAGAUCAAGCGAUUAGGAUUCAACAAGCGAUGAUUGAUAUUGCAGCGGAAAAGGGAUGGUUGGCGACGACGUUAAGGAUUCAACAGUUGAUGCAAUGUACUUUGCAAGCGAGAUGGUUGGAUGAUCCAGUGGUGAUGUGUUUGCCGCAUAUCGAGGAACAUAAUGCCGAUUUGUUUGACCGAAUUAAAUUGGAAUAUCCAAUUCUUACCUUGCCAACUUUAAAAGAAGCUGUUGGAAGAAAUUAUGAAGCAUUAGCCACCGCAUUACGUGGUGAACUUGAAGAACCCCAAAUUGAACAAAUUUACAAAGUAAUAUGUGAUAUGCCGUCAUACCAUGUCGAUUUAUUUGUGCGUGGAUGCUUUGGAGAUCAAAUGGAUUACCAACAGCGACUAGAAAAGCAAUGCACGAAAGAUGAUUGGUUGGACAUUCAUGCUGGAAUGGAAUAUAUUUUGGUCGUUGAUAUGUGUCGUUUAGGUAGAAUGACAUCCAAAUAUAUUCACAGUCCGAAAUUCCCGAAACCCAAGGACGAGGGAUGGUUUCUUACACUUGGCUGCAUUGAGGAUCGUGAAUUAUUGGCAUUGAAGAGAGCUGGAUAUCGUGGAAACAAAUCGUCACAUCAAAUUUGUUUCACAGCGCCGGAGAAAUUAGGUCGCAUCAUCUACACCCUUUACAUCAUGUCGGAUGGCUACAUUGGAUGGGACCAGCAAUACAACAUCCAGCUGAACGUCAUUCCGAAACCGCAUGUGCCUCCCAACGACGACUACGAAAUAAUGAAAAACAAAUUCGAAAGACUUUUUGAGUAACUUUUUUG